Molecule: messenger RNA, 900 nt
Organism: Oryza brachyantha (malo sina)
Lineage: Eukaryota; Viridiplantae; Streptophyta; Magnoliopsida; Poales; Poaceae
Product: protein MIZU-KUSSEI 1-like
Exons: 1
Coding region: 1-900 (299 amino acids)
Biological process (GO): hydrotropism
Source: RefSeq, a predicted model, not a curated record
AUGACACAGCCUCCCCGCCGACCCGCCGCCACCGAGACCGCCUUCCUCGGCGCCGCGUCCACCCCGAGCCCGCGGCCCGCGCCGACCACCCCGCUCCCGGACGUCCCGCCGUUCCUGCACGGCCCCUCCACCCCGCUGCCGCCGCCGCUCCCGCCCCCGACGGCGUCGCAGAAGCAGCCGAGCCACCAGGACUCCAGCAAGCACCGGUCGCGGCCCGCGCGGUUCGUGCGGUCGGUGCGCGCCGCGUUCCGGUCGUUCCCGAUCCUCCCGGCGCCGUCCUGCCGGGGGCUCCCCUCGCUGCCGCACCUCCCGGGCCUCCACCACGGCGGCGCGGGCGGCGCCGUCAGGAACCACUUCCACGGCUCCACCCGCACCACGGGGACGCUCUACGGCCACCGCCGCGCGCGCAUCACCAUCGCCUUCCACGACAGCCCCGGCAGCCCCCCGGCGCUGCUGCUGGAGAUCGGCGUCCCCACCUCCAAGUUCAUCCAGGACGUGAGCGCCGCGGGCAUGGUGCGCGUCACGCUCGAGUGCGACAAGCAGCAGCCCCCGCCGCCGCACCCGCACCCGCACCCGGCGGCCGGGGAUCCGCUGCCGCGGCGGCUGCUGGACGAGCCGGUCUGGUCGGCCGAGGUGAACGGCGAGAGCGUGGGUUACGCGGCGCGGCGGGAGGCGACGGAGGCGGACGAGCGGGUGAUGCGGCUGCUGUACGCCACGUCCAUGGGUGCCGGCGUGCUCCCCGCCGCCGGCGACCCGGCGCCGGCGGACGGCGAGGUGACGUACAUGCGCGCGCACUUCGACCGCGUGGUGGGGUCCAAGGACGCCGAGACGUACUACAUGCACAACCCGGAGGGGUCCGCCACCGGGCCGGAGCUCACCAUCUUCUUCAUUAGGACAUGA